Phanerochaete carnosa HHB-10118-sp is the source of this 1281-nucleotide messenger RNA. Its product is annotated as glycoside hydrolase family 61 protein. The coding region runs from base 54 to 1127 and encodes 357 amino acids. The transcript is spliced from 5 exons. The record is from RefSeq and is a predicted model, not a curated record. NCBI's taxonomy places the organism in Eukaryota, Fungi, Basidiomycota, Agaricomycetes, Polyporales, Phanerochaetaceae.
CCCACACCCACCAGCGAGCUCUUGACGAGCCUCGAUAACUAUUCUCACUCAGAAUGAUGUCCUUCAUUACUCUCUGCGUUGCUUUCGUAUUUAGUCUGCUGCCUUUUGUCGCUGCUCACGGAUACGUGAGCGGCAUCGGCAUUGACGGCCAGUGGUAUUCUGGUAACGCGCCAGGACAGAACCAAGGACCGAGUCCAAUUCGCAUGGUUGCCAACAACGGGCCUGUCAAGGGCGCGACCAACCCAGACAUUGUGUGCGGCCUCAGCGCUCAGAACGCUCAACUUGUCGUUCCCGCGAACUCUGGAAGCCUGCUCUCUGUCCAGUGGUCUGGCGGCAGCGGAGGCAGCGCAGAGCACUGGCCUCACGAGGUCGGACCUGUGAUGACUUACAUGGCCCCCUGCGGGUCGACGCCCUGCAAUCAGUUCAAUGGCACUGGAGCCGGCUGGUUCAAGAUUAACCAGGCUGGCUUGGAGUCCGAUGGGAGCACAUGGUACCAGGGAACAAUUGCGAGCACGGGUGACACCUUCGACCUAAAUCUCCCAGAGAAUCUCUCCCCGGGAGGUUACCUCAUCCGGAAUGAGCUCAUCUCGCUGCAGAACGGUAUCUCGGUCGGAGGAGCUGAGUUUUACCCCUCGUGCUUCCAGGUUAUGAUCGGGGGCAAUGGCAACGGCUCUCCCAGCCCCGCCGUGUCCUUCCCCGGUGCCUACUCUGACACCGACCCGGGUAUCUACGUCCCUGGCAUCUACAACGGCCCUCAGGCUCUCGCGAACUACACCUUCCCCGGCGGCCCCGUCGCGAACCUCGCCGCCACGAGCAUGACACUGGCGUCCCCCUACACCGGCCCCACCGUCUUCCCGUCUGCCGCUCCUGCCUCAGACUCUGCCCCGGUGAACAGCGGCCAGCCCACCGCGUCCGCUCCCGCCGCUUCCGGCGCGUCUGGGGGCCCCGCGGCAGCCACAUCAGCCGACGACGGCGCGCCACCGGCUUCUGCUACGGGAGCCGCGGCCGCUCCGACGCAGUCUGGCAACUCGUGCUCGCUCAAGGCAAGGGAGCGUGGCACCAUCAACCAGAGGCGGCACUUCAGGCGGUCCGCGCACCGUGCGGCUGGCCAUGCAGAGUCGUACUGAGCGUACAAUGCCCCUCCGGGUCGUCCUCACAGCCUAUUCAUUAUCGGUGUGUACUGGGUCCUCGCUGGAUGAGGUCCAGUCACUGUCACCGUAUCAAUGUAUCAAUCAAACACUCCUGUAUCGGUUAUGUAAAUAUAAAUAUCUUUAUUUCAGC